GGAUUGUGAUGUUGUUCUUUCUGCACGUCCGUACUUGCUGCAUGGGGAGAUGUUUGUGUUUGUUGUCGUCCAAAAGGGCCUCUCUCUCUCUCUCUCUCUGCUCAGACAGGUUCUCUCACUUUUCAGCACAGCAGCUCAGCCUGGGGAAGGUUUGGAUUUCUCAGCUGGCUGCUGGUGACACGGGGUGGGGGCAGGAAGGCAGAUGUGAAAUGAAUGAAGUUCUUUUAGGACCUUUCUCCCCACUUCAUCCCUCCCCUGUUUCCUCCCACAAAUUGGCACCUCUGGCCACGCUUGUCUCGCUUUCUGUUUUCCCCGCAUGUGGAUUCCUGCGUACCUGUCUUGACAAGGACAGACGCAGCCCUUUAGGGCACAGCAAAAGGACUCAAACAGGAGGAUAUUUUGUUUUUGUUGUUGUGUUUGCCCUGUCGCUGGAAUAUUAUUGAAGUUUGGGAGAGGUGUCGACACGUUGGCCUUGCUGCUUUGGUGUAGUUUUAGGAUGGAUGCCAUCAUGCUGCAGGAGAAACUGGUUGAACGUCUCCUGUGCCCGCGAGUGAGAACGGCUAGACAGAAGGAGAAGCAGUAUGUGGGCUUCGCCACUCUGCCUAACCAAGUCCACAGGAAGUCGGUGAAGAAAGGUUUCGACUUCACUCUCAUGGUGGCGGGCGAGUCCGGCAUGGGCAAAUCCACAUUGGUCAACAGCUUGUUCCUCACAGACCUCUACAAGGACAGGAAGCUGCUGAAUGCUGAGGAGCGCAUCAACCAGACAGUGGAGAUCAUUAAACACACGGUGGACAUCGAGGAGAAAGGAGUCAAGCUCAAGCUGACCAUUGUGGACACGCCAGGCUUUGGAGACGCCGUCAACAACAACGAGUGCUGGAGGCCCAUUACAGACUACAUUGAUCAGCAGUUUGAGCAGUACUUCCGCGAUGAGAGCGGCCUCAACAGGAAGAACAUCCAGGACAAUCGUGUCCACUGCUGCCUGUAUUUUAUCCCGCCAUUUGGUCACGGGCUGCGUCCAGUCGAUGUUGAGUUCAUGAAAGCUCUGCACGAAAAAGUGAACAUCAUCCCUCUCAUUGCCAAAGCCGACUGCCUCACGCCUAACGAAAUCAAGAAGCUAAAGGACCGAAUACGAGAGGAAAUAGACAAGUUUGGCAUCAAAGUCUACCAAUUUCCUGAAUGCGACUCGGAUGAGGAUGAAGAGUUCAAACAACUGGACAAAGAGCUAAAGGAGUGCACCCCCUUUGCCGUGAUUGGCAGUAACACAGUGGUGGAGGCUCGGGGGCAGCGAGUGCGAGGGCGGCUUUACCCGUGGGGCAUCGUUGAAGUGGAGAACCAGUCCCACUGUGACUUUGUCAAGCUGAGGAACAUGCUGAUCCGCUCGCACAUGCACGACCUCAAAGACGUGACCUGCGACGUCCACUAUGAAAACUACAGAGCACAGUGCAUACAGGAGAUGACCAGUAAACUGUCUCAGGACAACCGCAUGGAGUCUCCCAUCCCCAUCCUGCCCUUGUCCACCCCGGAUGUGGACACUGAAAAAUUGAUUAAAAUGAAAGAUGAGGAGCUGAAGAGGAUGCAGGAGAUGCUGACUAAGAUGCAGCAGCAGAUGCACGAGAAAGACUAGCAGCGCCACCUGGUGUUCUCUCGAACAACAACUUGAGACAUUGUGAACGUCACACAGCAUUUUCUUUUUUCUUUUUAAUGAGUGGCUGCACAUUUAUCUUCAUUGUGUUUGGUGUUUUUGUACAAGUCCAGGUCGUCUGCCUUUUUCUUUGCUUUUUGCCCCCCUUCCCUCCCCAACAUAACAUACAUGAUGAAUGCUUAAUUUAAAUCACUAAUAAGCGUAUCUAAUUUAUAUAUUAAAAAAAAAAACAAUGCUAACUUUUACGAAUAUUUUGUCAGGGUAUUUGCAAGAUGUUUUCUUGGUGACAUUUGAAUUUUUUUAUUCUGUGAAAGUGCGUGUGAGUGUGUGUGUGUGUGUGUGUGUGUGUGUGUGUGUGUGUGUGUGUGUGUGUGUGUGUGUGUGUGUGUGUGUGUGUGUGUUUGUGGGAGUCAUUAAUGUCUACAGGUCCAUAACUUUUUUUUUUUUUGUCUUUGCACAUCUGAUAAUCAGAAUUUUUUAUUUAUAUCAUGUCAAGAAACUCAGCUUUUUUUCCCGAGCUGAGCUAAUAAUGCACUUAUUGUCAGAGGUCAAAGAUGUUAACUGUGAACAUACGCCACUAAUAACGAUGAGAGGUUGCUUGUGUAAGCAUGCUGCCGUGCUCCUAAUGUGCUUGAUACUCUUUAUUACUUCACAGCUAACAUUUAGGAUUUUUGUUUUUGCUUUAUGGUGUUGAUGCUUCUGUUUUUUUUUUUUAAACAUUGUUACUGAAUUCUGCCCAUGAAGAAGAACAAUAUGCGAGUGAGUGAAAUUAAGUGCAUCUUCUGUCCAAUUUGACAAAUAAACGUGUUUUUCGUCAUUCUGUGCA
Molecule: messenger RNA, 2468 nt
Organism: Nerophis lumbriciformis (worm pipefish)
Lineage: Eukaryota; Metazoa; Chordata; Actinopteri; Syngnathiformes; Syngnathidae
Gene: septin5a
Product: septin 5a
Molecular function (GO): GTP binding
Source: RefSeq, a predicted model, not a curated record